Molecule: messenger RNA, 3923 nt
Organism: Dipodomys ordii (Ord's kangaroo rat)
Lineage: Eukaryota; Metazoa; Chordata; Mammalia; Rodentia; Heteromyidae
Gene: Ubqln1
Product: ubiquilin 1
Exons: 11
Coding region: 375-2138 (587 amino acids)
Biological process (GO): regulation of macroautophagy; autophagosome assembly
Cellular component (GO): cytosol; autophagosome
Molecular function (GO): polyubiquitin modification-dependent protein binding
Source: RefSeq, a predicted model, not a curated record
AAACGAAAGGACACAAAGCGAACUCGAAGCGAUGCGGGGAAGGGGACCGGCGUCGCCGAGUCAUCCCGCCCGACGCGUUACCCGGCGUGCCCUGCGCGGCGCCGGCGGCGUGGGGGAGGGGGUGGAGGAAGCCGCGGCGGUGCGGAUGUCGCGACGGGAGAUCUGCGCCUGAGCACCGGCGGCUGCGAGCGCCCGCGCCGGCCUGUGCCGGGAGCCCGCCCGAGGUCCGCGGCCCCCUGGGCGGCUCUGCACCCGUUACCACUGAGGCCGUGUGUCCUGCACUCCCCGCCGCCCGGACCGGCCGGCUCCGGCGUCUUCUGGCUCCCGUUCGCUCAACCCGCUCCCUCCUGCUCGCCUGAGUCACCGCCGCCGCCAUGGCCGAGAGUGGAGAAAGCGGCGGCCCUCAGGGCUCCCCGGACAGCGCGGCCGAGGGUGCCGGCGCCCCCGCGGCCGCCGCCGCCGAGCCCAAGAUCAUGAAAGUCACGGUGAAGACCCCGAAGGAGAAGGAGGAGUUCGCCGUGCCCGAGAACAGUUCCGUCCAGCAGUUCAAAGAAGAAAUUUCUAAACGUUUCAAAUCACAUACUGAACAACUUGUAUUGAUAUUUGCUGGAAAAAUUUUAAAAGAUCAGGAUACUUUGAGCCAGCAUGGAAUUCAUGAUGGGCUUACUGUUCACCUUGUCAUCAAAACUCAAAACAGGUCUCAAGACCAUUCAGCACAGCAAACAAACACCACUGGAAGCAAUGCUACCAAUUCAACUCCUAAUAGUAACCCCACAUCUGGUUCUGCUACCAGCAAUCCUUUUGGUUUAGGUGGACUUGGAGGACUUGCAGGUUUGAGUAGCUUGGGUUUGAAUACUACCAACUUCUCUGAACUACAGAGCCAAAUGCAACGACAACUCUUAUCCAACCCUGAAAUGAUGGUCCAGAUCAUGGAAAAUCCCUUCGUCCAGAGCAUGCUCUCCAAUCCUGACCUGAUGAGGCAGUUAAUUAUGGCCAAUCCACAAAUGCAGCAGUUGAUACAGAGAAAUCCAGAAAUUAGUCACAUGCUUAAUAAUCCAGAUAUAAUGAGACAAACAUUGGAACUUGCCAGGAAUCCAGCAAUGAUGCAGGAAAUGAUGAGAAACCAGGACCGAGCUUUGAGCAACCUGGAGAGUAUCCCUGGAGGAUACAAUGCUUUGCGACGCAUGUAUACAGACAUUCAGGAACCAAUGCUGAGUGCUGCCCAAGAGCAGUUUGGUGGCAAUCCAUUUGCUUCCUUAGUGAGCAGUACAUCGUCAGGUGAAGGUAGUCAGCCUUCUCGUACAGAAAACAGAGAUCCAUUACCCAAUCCAUGGGCUCCACAGGCUUCCCAGAGUUCAUCAGCCUCCAGUGGCUCCACUAACACUGUGAGUGGCACUACUGGCAACACUACCAGUGCCACUGCUGGGCAGAAUACUGCUGGACCAAAUUUAGUGCCUGGAGUAGGAGGAGCUAGUAUGUUCAACACACCAGGAAUGCAGAGCUUGUUGCAGCAAAUAACUGAAAACCCACAACUUAUGCAAAACAUGUUGUCUGCCCCGUACAUGAGGAGCAUGAUGCAGUCACUAAGCCAGAAUCCUGACCUUGCUGCACAGAUGAUGCUGAAUAAUCCCCUAUUUGCUGGAAACCCUCAGCUUCAAGAACAAAUGAGACAACAACUCCCAACUUUCCUACAACAAAUGCAGAAUCCUGAUACAUUAUCAGCAAUGUCAAAUCCUAGAGCAAUGCAGGCCUUGCUACAGAUUCAGCAGGGUUUACAGACUUUGGCAACCGAAGCCCCCGGCCUUAUCCCAGGAUUUAAUCCUGGCUUGGGGGCAUUAGGAAGCACUGGAGGUCCUUCAGGAACCACUGGAGCUAACACUGCACCUAGUGAAAAUGCAAGCCCCACAGCAGGAACUACUGAACAACCUGGACACCAGCAGUUCAUUCAACAAAUGCUACAGGCUCUGGCUGGAGUAAACCCACAGCUACAGAAUCCAGAAGUCAGAUUUCAGCAACAACUGGAGCAGCUCAGUGCAAUGGGCUUUUUGAACCGCGAAGCAAACUUACAAGCCCUAAUAGCAACAGGAGGUGACAUCAAUGCAGCUAUUGAACGGUUACUGGGUUCCCAACCAUCAUAGCAGAAUUUCUGUAUCUUGGAAAAAAAUGUAAUUUAUUUUUGAUAACGGCUCUUAAAUCUUUAAAAUACCUGCUUUAUUUCAUUUUGACUCUUGGAAUUCUGUGCUGUUAUAAACAACCCAAUAUGAUGGCAUUUUAAGGUGGAGUACAGUAAGAUGUGUGGGUUUUUUUCUGUAUUUUUCUUUUUUGGAACAGUGGGAAUCAAUGCUUUUUCAUUUAAGGCUACUGCAUGCAUUAAACACUUCUGCAUUUAUUGUAAUUUUUUUUAAAAAACACCUUUUAUAAUUGGGUGAACAGAUUUUUGUCCUGCAUCUGUCCAAUUUAUUUGCUUUUUAACAUUAGCCUAUGGUAGUAAUUUAUGUAGAAUAAAAGCAUUAAAAAAGAAGCAAAUCAUUUGCGCACUAUAAUUUGUAGUAAAAUAUUGCUUAUUGUGACUUUGGCAUGUAUUUUUGCAAUGCUGUAAGAUUUAUACUAUUGACGAUUUUUUUCUUUGUAUACAAUACAGUAUGCACAUUUGGGAUUGCAUUUCUAGAAACAUAAUAGGUUAUAUGAGCAAAAACACCUGUAACCAAAAAAGUAAAGAUAAGGAAAUACUCCCAAGUAUUUCCUAGUUGUAUAGAAUCUUACAGCAUCUUUGAUAAACAUCUCUCAGCAGAAGUGCCAGUCAGGUUUGUUGAAAAUAAGGAAAAGCUGAUUCUGGUUAUCUGUUAUAGGACAUUUAAUUGUGUAGACAACAUAAUGUAACUUUGUCUCAGCAUUCACAGAUUGACUGUAAAUUACCUUAAUCUCUGUGCUUACUGAAGGAGCACUGUAGUAUACCCCAAAAUGCAUUUGCCUAGGACUUUUCAGCUUCUCCCAUAGGUAGUUUAAUAGGCAUUACAAUUUGUAAUUGAAAUGUUGCUUUCACUGAAAGUGUUGAUGUUUCAGUUUUUAAUUGCCACAUAAAAAUAGAACUAUCUUUUGGGUUUAUCAGUUUUCUCAUGUACAGGCAAUACAUGAAUUUAAAAUGAUUUGUGAGCCAAUUGUUUCUGAAGUGUUUGGAUAGUUCUAAGAAAUAGUUAAAUAUUGUGCUUUUCAGAUCCUCAGAGAAGGGUGAAUGGGGGAGGGGGGGUAAGACGGAAUCUAUCUUGGAUUGGGCCAGCCUAAACUAAAUAAUACUGGCAGCCAAGAUUCUGUUAGGAUUUUUGUGCAUAUAGUGUAGUAAUGAAGUAUCAUUCGGGGUGAAAAACAAAGAGCCGUUUAAACAAUGUUGAGUACAUUUGGCUAAUCGCCUUUUUCUUCCUUUCCCAAAGAAGUUCUGUUUGUCUAACUCUCAAAUUGUUGGGGUGGUACAUUCCUUUAGGACCAAUUAAAACAUAACUUUAGGGUCAGAAAUAUAUUUGGCUGACUCUGGUUCAGUAUUCUCUUAGGUCAUUAUAUUCUCUUGUGUACAGUUACAGGAAAAUUACAAUGUUAAAAUAACCUAAAAUGAAUUCAGACCAGUAAAAUCAAGGGAAAUACAAGUUGAAUUCCAUUACUUCUGUAAGUUGCUUGCUUCUAAAAAAAGGUCAGGAGGCCAGGUUGCCCACCAGUGCAUUCACUGUUUAGACACUUUCCCCAAGAGGAAAGCAUGUACGAAGGUCAGGGUGGAGGCAUGCUUAGAGGAGGUUGUUAUGGAUGGAAUUCAUGUGUCUUUGCUAGACUUUUGUACUGGUGAAUGGUGGUGUACAGUGUGGGACAGUGUCAUAACCAAUUUGAUGAUUUAUUAAUCACAAAAUAACAAUAAAUCUCUAGCUUUCACAACUUGA